ACUCCGCCCUCCUCGGCUCGCCGCCCGCCUCCCCAAACCCGGAGCGCACGCAGCUCCUCAGUUCCUUCCCCUCCACCCUCAGCAGAACAUGAGCUCCCACCUCUCCGAGCGGACGCAUAGCGAUACAGAUGGUUUCACCACGAUAUUCCGCUUCGUGCUGACUGAAAGUGCUGUUGUUUAAGGCAAAGAAACGUCCACCCUCUUACCGCUUCUGCUUUUCUUUUUGGAUGCGCCAUGCUAUCUCGCUGGUGGAGGAGUUGUGGCGUUCGGCUGGUGGCAUGGACGUGGGUUUGGAGUCUGGCGUGGUGCAUCCCCGCAAAUGAAGUGAACCUGCUGGAUUCUCGCUCUGUGAUGGGAGACCCAGGAUGGGUGGCCUACCCACAGAAUGGGUGGGAGGAGAUUGGCGAAGUGGACGAGGACUACGCCCCCAUCCACACCUACCAAGUGUGCAGGGUGAUGGAGCAGAACCAGAACAACUGGCUGCACACCAACUGGAUCCUGACCGAGGGCGCCCAGCGGGUCUUCAUCGAACUCAAGUUCACCCUGAGAGACUGCAACAGCCUGCCUGGGGGGGUGGGAACCUGCAAGGAGACCUUCAACAUGUAUUACUACGAAACUAACGGGGACGAGGAGGAAAUGGAGGAGGGAGAGAUGAGGGACGGAACGGGCAUGACGGAGGAGGAGGACAGGCUCAUGAAGGAAAGCAGAUACAUUAAAAUUGACACCAUCGCCGCCGACGAGAGCUUCACAGAGCUCGACCUGGGGGACCGCGUGAUGAAGCUCAACACCGAAGUCCGCGAUUUAGGCCCAUUGACACGGAAAGGCUUCUACCUGGCAUUUCAGGAUUUGGGCGCCUGCAUCGCCUUGGUCUCGGUGCGGGUUUUCUACAAGCGCUGCCCAUUCCUGGUGAAGAGUCUGGCCGAGUUCCCCGACACCAUCCCGGGCUCGGAGGCCUCGCAGCUGGUAGAGGUGGUGGGCCGCUGCGUUAACAACUCCCUGCCUUUAUACGAGCCUCCCAGGAUGCAUUGCAGCACGGAGGGAGAGUGGCUGGUGCCUAUCGGGAAGUGCGUGUGCCAGCCGGGGUUUGAGGAAAUCAGCGGAUCCUGUCAAGUGUGCAAGAUGGGGUUUUACCGCUCGCUGCUGGAGUCGGUGGCCUGCAGUAAAUGUCCACCGCACAGCGUGGCCAGGCAGACGGGAGCCACCGCUUGCAGCUGCGAGGAAGGAUACUACAAAAUCGACUCUGACCCUCCCAACAUGGCCUGCACUCGCCCUCCCUCUGCUCCACGCAACGCCAUCUCCAACGUCAACGAGACCAGCGUCUUCCUGGAGUGGUCUGUUCCCAUGGAGACGGGCGGCAGGAAGGACGUGCGCUACAACAUCCUGUGCCAACAGGUCCUGCCAGACGGAAGAGGCAUGGAGGAAUGCGGCCCCAACGUGCGGUUCCUGCCGCGUCGCGUCGGCCUGUCCAACACCUCGGUGAUGGUGGCCGACCUGCAGUCGCACACCAACUACAGCUUCCUGCUGGAGGCCGUCAACGGGGUGUCGGAGCUGGCCAAAGAGCACGCGAAGCAGUAUGUGUCACUGAACGUGACGACCAAUCAGGCAGCCCCCUCCCCAGUGAGUGUGGUGAGGAAAGGUCACACGGAGAAGAGCAGCAUCGCCCUUUCUUGGGCAGAGCCUGAUCGUCCCAACGGCAUCAUCCUGGAGUACGAGAUCAAGUACUUUGAAAAGGAGCAGGACUCCAGUUACACUAUAAUAAAAUCCAAAGAGACGGAGAUGGUGGUGGACGGGCUGAAGCCGUCUUCAGUUUACAUCUUCCAGGUGCGAGCCAGGACCUCAGCGGGCUAUGGAGCAUUCAGUCGGCGGUUUGAAUUCCAGACCAGCCCUUACUUAACUGCUACCAGUGAGCGAGCUCAGGCCUCCAUAAUAGCGGUGGCCAUUACACUGGCUCUGGUUCUCCUGGCAGUGGUCGCUGGAUUCCUGCUGAGCGGACGGCGAUGUGGCUACAGCAAAGCAAAGCAGGAUCCUGAAGAGGAGAAGAUGCACUUCCACAACGGCCACAUCAAGUUCCCCGGGGUGCGCACCUACAUUGACCCCCUCACCUACGAGGAUCCCAACCAGGCAGUGCAUGAAUUUGCUCAGGAGAUCGACGUCUCCUUCAUCUCCAUAGAGAGGAUCAUCGGAGCUGGGGAGUUUGGAGAGGUGUGCAGCGGACCACUGAGGCUGCCCGGGAAGAGGGAGAUCCAGGUUGCCAUCAAGACCUUGAAAGCCGGAUACACCGAGCAGCAGAGACGCGACUUCCUUUGGGAGGCGUCAAUCAUGGGCCAGUUCAACCAUCCCAACAUCAUCCGUCUGGAGGGCGUCGUCACCAAAAGCAAACCGGUGAUGAUUAUCACAGAAUACAUGGAGAAUGGAUCCCUGGACACAUUCCUUAAGAAAAAUGACGGUCAGUUCACUGUGAUCCAGUUGGUGGGAAUGCUGCGCGGCAUCGCGUCUGGUAUGAGGUACCUGUCCGACAUGGGCUACGUCCACCGGGAUCUGGCAGCUCGUAACAUCCUGGUGAACAGUAACCUUGUGUGUAAAGUGUCCGAUUUCGGCUUGUCCCGAGUCCUGGAGGACGACCCGGAGGCUGCGUACACCACCCGGGGCGGCAAGAUUCCUAUUCGCUGGACGGCUCCAGAGGCGAUCGCAUACAGGAAGUUCACCUCAGCCAGCGACGUGUGGAGUUACGGCAUUGUGAUGUGGGAAGUGAUGUCAUACGGAGAGAGGCCGUACUGGGAGAUGUCCAAUCAAGACGUAAUAAAAGCAAUAGAGGAGAGCUAUAGGUUGCCAGGUCCUAUGGACUGCCCCGAGGCUCUGUACCACCUAAUGAUGGACUGCUGGCAGCGAGAUCGCAGCAGCCGGCCCAAGUUCGAUGAGAUCGUCUGUCUACUGGACAAACUCAUCCGCAACCCCAGCUCAUUAAAAAAACUGGUCAACUCGUCGCACAGGGUUUCCAACCUGUUAGUGGAGCACGCCAACGUCACGGCGGACUGCAGCGCUCGCAGCCAGACUGUCGGGGAGUGGCUGGACUCCAUCAAGAUGGGUCGUUACACUGAGCUCUUCAUGGAGGGAGGUUAUUCUACACUGGAGACAGUGGCUCAGAUGACAUCAGAGGAUUUGCGGAGAGUGGGCGUGAAUCUGGCCGGCCAUCAGAAAAAAAUCAUCACUAGCAUUCAGGAGAUGAGAGUCCAUAUGAACAACUCCAACUCUACUGUAAACAUGUGAUGCAUAUGUACAGGCAACAAGCACGCAUACACACAUACACAUAUACAUUCACAACAUAUAUGGACCUAGUGUGUGACGAAAAGACUCCGAUUCGCUGUUGGACCUAGAGCAGCUUAGCACUUUCUACGGACAAGGACACCCAGUGAUAAUGGAUUUAAACUGGAGGAUCCACGUUUUACUGUGGCUCUUGUGAGUGGAGUUUGCUUGUGGUGUCACGGGGGAUAUUUGACAUUGCAGCGCUAAAACCAAACUGAAUGGAACUGAGUGGUGCUUCAUGAAGGGAAGACGCCGGUGAGAUAAACGAACCGAACUGAAUUACACCCGAGUGAAGACUUUUUUGAUUCAAUUUAUUCCAUUUGUGUGAAUCUUGGGGAUUCUAAUAUCUCGUGCACUGUUUGGAUUUUCUCAGAUCUGACAUGAAGCAUGAGACUGUAGAUCUGGCUCUGAGAACAACCAGCACGUUCUUGUAUUUUUUUUUGGCUGUAUCACAAACAUGGGAGUUUCAUGCAGCCUGUCUCGGGUGAUCUGAGCCCAACGGAUCUGAGCAGCACUCGCUUCUUCUCUGACAGUUUUCUAUGGACGUACAGUUCCAUCCUUCUCAGGCAGGGACAACACGUAAUAAUGGAUCAACAACAAAGUUUCACUUUUUUGCUUUAGGCUCACCUUUGGUUUGCAGCUGUAAUCGAGCUGUGCAAGGUCCCAGCUCAUAAUCAUUAGAUUCUUCAUUAUCCUCCAUGAAAAAAAACGCAUUGCAUUGUUUAAAGAGGCUGAGAUUUAUAAAUGAAGAAGAAAGUGUAAAAAGAUGCCAGGUUUUAGAUUAUGUGAUGCUCUAGGAGCCCGUUUUUCUGGCUGAAUGUAUAGAACGUUCAGUUGCAGCAUCAAACUGUUCUAGUUUGUCAUGUAAAUGCUGUUAAACACAGAUAGAAUGUGGCAAUCGAACCAUUCUGCUCCUUAAAACCAGCCUCUGAAUGAAUCCGCAGAUUGUACGAGAGAUUCAUCUGACUCUUCUGUCAGGAAUCUCCACCAAGACGAUGAUUGAUGAGUUCCUAGAGAAUCCCCCCCCCCCCCCCCCCCCCUGU
Messenger RNA from Paralichthys olivaceus (Japanese flounder), 4346 nucleotides. Its product is annotated as ephrin type-A receptor 5. Gene Ontology annotation, biological process: protein phosphorylation; ephrin receptor signaling pathway; axon guidance. Lineage: Eukaryota; Metazoa; Chordata; Actinopteri; Pleuronectiformes; Paralichthyidae. Gene Ontology annotation, cellular component: dendrite; plasma membrane. The record is from RefSeq and is a predicted model, not a curated record. Gene Ontology annotation, molecular function: transmembrane-ephrin receptor activity; ATP binding; protein binding.